CGAAUUUAUAGUUAAACUUAUAUAAUUAUAAAAUAGGGUUAAUUUCACUGUAUGUCCCUAAAUAAUAAUUCAAAUUUUAAAAUGAUCUCAAACUUCAAAAUAUUAAGAUCGUAUUAAUUAGGUUUUUCUUUUACCAUUAGCUUAGACACAUGUAUGUAUCUUAUGUUAUGAAUGAUAAGACUGAGGUGUUCAAAAAAAGAAAUAGGCCUAAUCGGUACAAUACAAAUAUUUCGAAGUUCAAUUAAAAUGUUUUGAAAUGUGAGGAUCAACUUAAAAUUUGAGAAAUAGUUUAGGGAAAUUGGUGUAAUUAACCCUAUAAUAUAUCUUUUUCAACCUAUUUAUUUGCAUGCAUUGGUUCUAAAGCACAUCCCAUCGCCAUUUAUACCACUCUGCCAUUCUUUUUCUAUCAUUGCUACGUUGAUCAUUUCUUUACCAAAGAGGAGGGGUGCUUUUGUGUGCUUUGUUCUCACUUUUCACUUUCACCAAUGGCUCUUUCAGUCGAUAAAACCUCCGGCGGCCGUGAAUACAAGGUGAAAGACAUGUCUCAAGCCGAUUUCGGCCGUCUCGAGAUCGAUUUAGCCGAGGUCGAAAUGCCUGGUCUAAUGGCAUGUAGAACUGAAUUCGGCCCUUCUCAACCUUUCAAAGGAGCCAAAAUCACCGGUUCACUUCACAUGACAAUCCAAACCGCCGUCCUCAUCGAAACCUUAACCGCAUUAGGAGCCGAAGUCCGUUGGUGUUCUUGCAACAUUUUCUCAACCCAAGACCACGCCGCCGCCGUCAUCGCUCGUGACUCCGCUUCUGUAUUCGCUUGGAAAGGCGAAACUCUCCAAGAAUACUGGUGGUGUACCGAGAAAUCCCUCGAUUGGGGUUCCGGUGGUGGACCUGAUUUGAUCGUUGAUGAUGGUGGGGAUGUUACGAUGCUGAUCCAUGAAGGGGUUAAAGCAGAGGAAGCUUAUGAGAAAACCGGGAAGGUACCGGACCCGACGUCGAGCGAUAACGCUGAGUUUCAGAUCGUAUUGACGAUAAUUAAAGAUGGGUUGGCAGCAAAUCCGAAGAAAUAUACGAAGAUGAAGGAGAGAUUGGUUGGUGUUUCUGAAGAAACCACGACUGGGGUUAAAAGGCUUUAUCAAAUGCAGGCUAAUGGAACCUUGUUGUUCCCUGCUAUUAAUGUCAAUGACUCUGUCACCAAGAGCAAGUUUGAUAACUUGUAUGGUUGCCGCCACUCUCUUCCUGAUGGUUUAAUGAGAGCCACCGAUGUUAUGAUUGCCGGCAAAGUCGCCGUUGUCUGCGGUUACGGUGAUGUCGGCAAGGGUUGUGCCUCAGCCUUGAAACAAGCCGGAGCUCGUGUCAUCGUGACCGAGAUUGAUCCAAUCUGUGCCCUUCAAGCUCUCAUGGAAGGACUCCAAGUCCUAACUCUUGAAGAUGUUCUACCAACAGCUGAUAUCUUUGUCACCACAACAGGUAACAAGGACAUCAUCAUGGUUGAUCACAUGAAGAAGAUGAAAAACAACGCCAUCGUUUGCAACAUCGGUCAUUUCGAUAACGAGAUCGACAUGUUAGGCCUCGAGAAUCAUCCAGGUGUCAAACGAAUCACCAUCAAGCCUCAAACCGAUAGGUGGGUAUUCCCCGAUACCAAGACAGGUAUCAUCGUGUUAGCCGAAGGGCGUCUCAUGAACUUAGGAUGUGCUACCGGUCAUCCUAGCUUCGUGAUGUCUUGUUCGUUCACGAACCAAGUGAUUGCACAGCUCGAGCUAUGGAAGGAGAAAUCAAGCGGAAAAUACGAGAAGAAGGUAUACGUUUUGCCGAAACAUCUCGAUGAGAAAGUCGCUGCUCUUCACCUUGGGAAACUUGGGGCUAAGCUCACUAAGCUUACCAAGGACCAAGCUGACUACAUUAGUGUCCCAAUUGAGGGUCCUUAUAAGCCUCCUCAUUACAGGUACUGAGGAGAGAAUUUAAGGCAGAAUCAAUAACGAAAACGGUACAUUCCGACGAUUCCAUCGUUUGCAUAUUUUCAUCUGAAUUAUUGUUAGAUUGUUAGGUUUUUGAUUAAUGUAGGAGUUUUUGUUUGGGUCAUGGGAAAGUUUUGGGGGUAAUUGUCUUUCAUUGGGAAAGUUUUAAAUAAGGUAUUGGGACAGUGUGGUAGAUAAAAUCAUAAUAGUUGCCAUUGAUGCAGUUAUAUUGCAUCUGAUCCAUUUAUCAAUUAAUUAUAUAUCCAAAAGAAGUAAUUUGAUUUCACUUGUUUAUUAAA
Messenger RNA from Gossypium arboreum, 2248 nucleotides. RefSeq names its product adenosylhomocysteinase 1-like. The record is from RefSeq and is a predicted model, not a curated record. The transcript is spliced from 2 exons. Bases 486 to 1943 code for a protein of 485 amino acids. Gene Ontology annotation, biological process: L-methionine cycle. Gene Ontology annotation, cellular component: cytosol. NCBI's taxonomy places the organism in Eukaryota, Viridiplantae, Streptophyta, Magnoliopsida, Malvales, Malvaceae. Gene Ontology annotation, molecular function: adenosylhomocysteinase activity.